AUGUCAACGACAGCCAGUAGUUUAGGCAACAGCAGUUACAUAGAUGUACUAGAAGUUGUCGCUACUGAAAAAUUUAUAGAAAAACCAGAAUCUAACAUUGUUGUUAAAUCAUUAAAUGGGGAUGAUUUUGAAAUAAUACGUAAUCGUAAGAAACAAUUAUUGAUAAUAUACCCCAGUGGUAUUAUAGUGGAACCAGGAAAUCAUCUAACUCCAACACAAGUAUUAAAAACACCACGAGUUAAAUUUAAUGGAGAUCGAAACAAGUACUAUUUAUUAGUGAUGACAGAUCCAGAUGCUCCAAGCCGUGCUCAACCAACGUUACGUGAGUUCGUUCAUUGGCUGGUUGGAAAUAUACCUGGAGAUAACGUAUGUAGUGGUGAAACCAUUAUAGAAUACGUUCCAUCAGCUCCACCACAAAAUUCUGGUGAUCAUCGAUAUACAUUUUUAAUUUACGAACAACCAGGUCAGAUUGAAUUCGACGAGCCUCGUAUAUCAAACACUUCAAUAUCAGGCCGUCCAAAUUUUUCAAUACGUAAUUUUGCUAAUAAAUAUGGUUUUGGUGAACCAAUUUUUGGUAAUUUUUAUCAAUGUCAAUAUGAUGAUUCUGUUCCAAUGAUUUAUUCAAUGUUGGGAGUUGUACUUUAGAUCAUAUAUGUUAUAUAAGUGUCUCUGGUUAAUAUUUUGAUUAUCAAACCUGGCGGAUUUACCAUAUCUCAAUCACCACUUAAUGUUGUGAUUCAU
Molecule: messenger RNA, 741 nt
Organism: Chrysoperla carnea
Lineage: Eukaryota; Metazoa; Arthropoda; Insecta; Neuroptera; Chrysopidae
Product: protein D3-like
Exons: 2
Coding region: 1-645 (214 amino acids)
Source: RefSeq, a predicted model, not a curated record